This is a messenger RNA of Linum tenue, 2620 nucleotides long. Lineage: Eukaryota; Viridiplantae; Streptophyta; Magnoliopsida; Malpighiales; Linaceae. The record is from the annotation of a GenBank genome assembly.
UUUGGAAGCAAGUGCUUAUUAUAUACACUACUUCAGGGCGCCAUUGAUGCAGCAUCCGGCUGAAGCUGAUUCUUCAGGAGUCUGUCGUCUUUCCACUUUCUACCAGAGGACGAAAUAGCCCAGGCAAUAAUUAAUUCCACAUUUCUUGUUGCUAUCCAUUAAUUAAAGUCUUUUUCUUUUUUGGGUUUUCUCUUCCCCGGGUAAAUGGGUUCUUCCGCCAACCUUCAAGGAAGGUGACGUCUUGGGACGACAGACAGCGAAGGGGGGGAGAAAAGGAGAGUAAAGAAGGGAUACCCACACAGAAAGAAAAGUGUGGUGGUGGUUACAAGUCAAAUUUAUACGCCGACGAGGAGGACCAGAAGAAGCUAACAAAGUAUUGAAUUAUUUUGGAGGCUGACUUUCCAGGCCAUUUUUAGGGUCCCCUCUUUCUGGGUUUAUUUCUGUGCUGUUGGGAGUUAGCAGCUGUUUCUUUUUCGUUACAGAUCUCUCUGCCUCCCUCUCUGCCUCCUGGGUGGCUGUCCAAAAGGGUUAAGCUUUACUCUUGAUUUGGAUGGUGUGGUUUGGAAGCUUAAGGUCUCGCUGAGAAGUUGGUUUAUCAUUAUCGAAUAUCUGUUGAUGAAGGAAUUUUUUCUAUGGAUCCAAAUCAGGGUCUAAGCUGUAAGCUCAAUUUUUUCUUCUUCUUUUUGUUGCAGAGUCCUGAGAGAAGGUGAUAAAGAGAUGGCUGAUAAUGGAAGAGUCCAUCCUGAGUGUGUUAAUGCUGGCAAUCCCUAUCAUCAAUGUGGAGUAGCUUGCCUGGAGAAGAUUGCUCAGGGCAUAACUCGAAAGUCUAUGAGCAAGAAGAAGUCAGAUAGUCCAAGAAGUGUCAAACAAGUUCAGCUUAUCAGAAAGAUUGAUGGAGAAAGAAGAGUUGCAAAUCCAAAUUGUCCAAAAGCUGCCAAUCCUUACCAUGAAUGUGGCAAAUAUUGUACUAACAAACCUGCUGAUGCGAACUUUCACGACACUGAUAAAGAUGAAGGGCCCUUCCUUCUUGGUGCCCCUGUGAGCAUGAUAAGGAAAACGAAGGAAGCUUUGUCUCAGCCAAAUUCACCUCAUGGUGUCAACAAUAAUGUGUCUGCUGCAAAAGCAGCUAAUGUUGCUGCCAUCGCUUCACCAAGAUCGCCUGUCUCUAAAACCGACUCCAAUGCUAACUCUAACAAGAAGGUGGUGGAGUCAGAUAACAGCCAGUCAACCUCCUCAUCUGAAGAGGAAAUUGAUUCCCGAGAGCAGUCUUUCCAUGAGACCCAAGCUCCAACUUAUGAAUCAGUUCCUGCCUCUGGGAUCAUCCCGCCUGAUGGUCCCUUGAGCCCUAACAAGGGAAGUUUUACAUCCUUUGUGGAUCCAAAACCCACCAAACAACAACAUGAAGAGAAGAAUCUCACCACUUCUUCACCCAAGGGAGCUUCAUCUCCUAAACCUGGUGAUGCCAACAAUGAUGAACCCAUUAUGAAAACCAUGGAGUUCAGCUUCUCAGGCAUCUCGCACGUGUCUCAUGACAGUGAUGACGACGAGGUGCAGUCUGUUAUCUCUGAUUCAUGUGUAUCAGUUGGAAAAUACCAUGUCAGGGCAACCAUCGCUUCAAUCCUAUCCGCUAUCUUUGCCAAGUACGGAGACAUAGCUGGGAACUGUAAGCUGGAAUCGGUUUCAAUGCGUGCAUAUUAUCUGGAGUGCCUGUGCUCCGUGGUUCUGGAACUGCAGUCCCUUUCCAUUAGGCAGCUAACUAAAUCCAAAGUCAAAGAAAUGUUAGCAGUUCUCAAGGAUGUGGAAUCAGCAGGGAUUGAUGUGCAUUGGCUUCGUGAUAUCCUCAACGACCUCACCGAAGUAGUCGAUCUCAACAGUCAGCAUCAAGCUGCUGAAUUAGCCAAAGCUGAGUGUGAUCACGCUGUGGAGUCGGUAAAUAGAGAACUCGAAUCCAUGAUGGAGGAUAUGGCUCUAAAAGAGCAGGCGGUUGCAGAGGCCAGAUCGAAAGUCGAGCAAACGAGGGCCCGGUUAUUGGAAUUAGAGGCUGAAUCUUCCAAGUUAAGCGAAGCUGUUUCUUCAACUUGGUCCUUGGUGGAGAAGUUUCAUUCGAAAUCCCUGGCGGAUGACAUAUUGUGAGUGCAUGCUGGUCAGGUGCUAACUAUUCCUAAUUACCACGGUAAUCAGAUCGUGCUCAAGUGUAACAUCUUGAUAAGGAACACCAUAGAAAUGGUAUGCUUGGUAUGAGGUUUCUGUAUCAUGCAAUUGAACGAUUUGCAGUAGCUUAACUCUGUGUUAUAUCAAGUAAUCUUGAGUUUGAGUAUAGAUUGGCUGUUUGUUUUUGGGUGAUCAGUAGGUCUCCAUUGCUGAUCUGUCCACCCUGCCAGCCUGAAACCGUUUAUAUCUUUAAAUGUAGAUUGAGUUAUGUAAUGUUUGACGUGAUAAACAAUCAAAUGUGCAACUUACAGGAAAUCUCAACUUACAGAAUGUUAAUAUCCCCGGGUUUGAAAUCUGCACUUGUUUUUGGUCAAAGGGGGUGCAAUCGACUCUUUGCUAACCGGUUCACAUGUUAGCUGGUUAGCAUUGAACCGGUUAGCAAGCUAGAACCGUGUCAUUCAUGACUGUU